AUGUCGCGCGUCUAUGAACCAACCGACCAUGUCGUCGAAAAAUCCCUCCUGCCCUCCUUCGAGCAAUACCAAAAUAUGCACAAAGAAUCGCUUGAAGACCCCGAGUCAUUCUGGUCAGAAUUAGCGAAUGAAUUCUAUUGGCAAACACCAUACCAGCGUGGAAAUAUCGUCUCUUACAAUUUUAAUGUAGACGAGGGGCGGAUUUUCGUAAGAUGGCUUGAAGGCUCCAGGACCAACAUCUGCUUCAACGUCUUGGACAGGAACGUCAGGAACGGCCUUGGCGAGAGAAUUGCAUUCUACUGGGAGGGUAACCACCCCGAGGAUUACAGCCGCAUAACAUACAUGAAGCUGAUGGACUUAGUUUGCCAAUUUGCCAAUGGACUUCGUGAGCGCGGGAUCGGCAAGGGAGACAGGGUCUCCAUCUACAUGCCGAUGAUUUUGGAGACUGUCGUGUGCAUGUUGGCCUGUGCUAGGAUUGGUGCAGUACACUCUGUGGUGUUCGCUGGAUUUUCAUCCGAUUCGCUGGCCGAGCGCAUGUCUGAUUGUAAAGCAAAAGCUAUAGUUACGGCAGACGGCGCGUGGCGAGGAGAGAAGCUGCUUGUCUUGAAGAACACGUGUGACGAGGCUAUUCAGAAAGCAAAGGAGAAGUACAACCACUACGUUGAUAUGUGCAUUGUGGUCCCCCAUUUGGAUAGAGUGACUCCAUGUGGGAAGAUCCCCGAUGACGUUAAGACCCUGUAUAAGUGGAACGAAGAUAUCGAUAUCUGGUGGCAUGAUAUCGUGGAGGGAAUGUCGACCAUCUGCCCACCAGAAUGGCUCACCCCUGACGACCCGCUGUUUAUGCUCUACACUAGUGGUUCUACUGGAAAACCGAAGGGUGUACUGCAUACAACUGCUGGGUACAUGCUGUAUGCCGCGGCGACAUUCCGCUACGUGUUCGACCACCGUGAGAAGGACAUCUACUGGUGCACGGCCGAUGUGGGCUGGAUCACCGGCCACACCUACGUAGUGUAUGCACCCAUGGCCAACGCUGCCACUUCUGUCAUGUUCGAAGGAACACCAUUUUUCCCUGACAAUGACCGCUUCUGGGCCGUCUGUGAGAAGUACAAGGUGACGCAAUUCUACACCGCACCUACUGCUAUCAGAGCUCUCACUAAGUUCGGAGACGAGAUGGUGAAAAGACACAACCUAGACUCAUUGCGCGUCUUGGGAAGUGUAGGAGAACCGAUUAAUCCCGAAGCUUGGCUGUGGUAUUACAACGUCGUUGGCCAAGGACGCUGCUCAAUUGUGGAUACCUUCUGGCAAACUGAGACCGGUGGUCACGUGUUGACUAGCCUGCCCGCUGCUACUCCGAUGAAACCAGGGGCCGCUGGCUUCCCAUUCUUUGGCGUCGAGCCGACCAUCAUUGACGAGAACGGCCGCGUCAUCGAAGGAGUCGGUGAAGGGUACUUGGUAUUCGCCCGCCCGUGGCCUGGCAUAAUGACCUCUCUGUACCAGGACCACAACCGCUACGAAGAUGUGUACUUCAGGAAGUUCCCGGGAUACUACUGCACCGGAGAUGGUGCUCGGAGGGAUGAGGAUGGCUUCUUGUGGGUAACCGGCCGUAUCGACGACAUGCUGAACGUGUCGGGACACCUGAUGUCCACUGCUGAGGUCGAAGGCGUCCUCACCGAGGACUCGAAUGUAGCUGAAGCAGCUGUGGUGUCUAAGCCUCAUCCAGUGAAAGGCGAAUCCCUUUAUUGUUUCGUGAUUUUAAACGAAGGUGCCAAAUUUGAUGCUGAUUUGAUCGACUCGUUGAAGAAACGCGUUCGUAGCAGGAUCGGAGCUUUUGCCGCCCCUGAUGUAAUCCAACAUGCUCCUGGACUACCAAAGACUAGGUCCGGCAAGAUAAUGCGCCGCAUCUUGCGCAAGAUAGCACAGGGCGACAAGAACGUCGGGGACACGUCCACGCUGGCUGAUCCUUCCAUCGUGGACAUGCUGUUCCUGACCCGUCGCUAG
Molecule: messenger RNA, 1998 nt
Organism: Spodoptera littoralis (African cotton leafworm)
Lineage: Eukaryota; Metazoa; Arthropoda; Insecta; Lepidoptera; Noctuidae
Source: the annotation of a GenBank genome assembly